CGGCCAUGGCAGCGCCCCGCAGCGACAGCGAGAAGCGGAAGCAGAUCAGCGUGCGGGGCAUCGCCGGGCUGGGCGACGUGGCCGAGGUGCGGAAAAGCUUUAACCGGCACCUGCACUUCACGCUGGUCAAGGACCGCAACGUGGCCACCCCCCGCGACUACUUCUUCGCGCUGGCGCACGCGGUGCGGGACCACCUGGUGGGGCGCUGGAUCCGCACCCAGCAGUCCUACUACGAGCGGGACCCCAAGCGUAUUUAUUACCUGUCCCUGGAAUUCUACAUGGGCCGCACCCUGCAGAAUACAAUGGUGAACUUGGGUAUGCAGAAUGUCUGUGAUGAAGCCAUUUACCAGCUGGGUCUGGACUUGGAGGAGCUGGAAGAAAUCGAAGAAGAUGCUGGCCUGGGUAACGGAGGACUGGGUCGCCUGGCAGCUUGCUUCCUCGACUCCAUGGCGACGCUGGGGCUGGCAGCCUAUGGCUAUGGGAUCCGAUACGAAUUUGGCAUAUUUAAUCAGAAGAUUGUUGAUGGCUGGCAGGUGGAGGAAGCUGAUGAUUGGCUGCGCUAUGGCAACCCCUGGGAAAAAGCCCGUCCUGAGUAUAUGCUUCCUGUGCAUUUCUAUGGCCGAGUGGAGCACACUGCAGAGGGCGUGAAGUGGCUUGAUACUCAGGUAGUUCUUGCCAUGCCUUAUGAUACCCCCGUGCCAGGAUACAAGAACAACACCGUUAACACAAUGAGGCUGUGGUCUGCCAAGGCACCCAAUGACUUCAACCUUCAGGAGUUUAAUGUGGGCGAUUAUAUCGAGGCUGUGUUGGAUCGAAACCUGGCGGAAAACAUCUCCCGAGUCCUGUAUCCGAAUGACAAUUUCUUCGAAGGGAAGGAGCUGCGGCUGAAGCAGGAAUACUUCGUGGUAGCCGCCACCCUGCAGGACAUCAUUCGCCGUUUCAAGUCUUCCAAUUUCGGCUCCCGAGACCCAGUCAGGACAUGCUUCGAGACCUUCCCAGACAAGGUCGCCAUUCAGCUGAACGACACUCACCCAGCACUUUCAAUCCCGGAGCUCAUGCGGAUCCUGGUGGACGUGGAGAAAAUGGAGUGGGAGAAGGCCUGGGAGGUCACAAAACGGACCUGCGCCUACACCAACCACACCGUGCUGCCCGAGGCCCUGGAGCGCUGGCCAGUCACCAUGUUCGAGAAGCUGCUGCCGCGCCACCUGGAGAUCAUUUAUACCAUCAACCAAAGACAUCUGGAUCAUGUGGCCGCCCUCUACCCCGGAGACCUAGACCAUCUGCGCAGGAUGUCCGUGAUCGAGGAAGGGGACUGCAAGAGGAUUAAUAUGGCCCACCUCUGCGUGAUCGGCUCCCACGCCGUCAAUGGGGUGGCCAGGAUUCACUCUGAAAUCGUGAAGAAUUCCGUAUUCAAAGAUUUCUAUGAGCUGGAACCAGAGAAAUUCCAGAACAAGACGAACGGCAUCACUCCACGGCGCUGGCUCCUGCUGUGCAACCCAGGACUAGCAGGUGUAAUUGCUGAGAAAAUCGGAGAAGAUUUUGUAACGGAUCUGAGCCAGCUGAAGAAGUUACUGGAUUUUGUCGAUGACGAGGUGUUUAUCCGGGAUGUGGCCAAAGUCAAACAGGAGAACAAGCUCAAGUUCUCAGCCUACUUGGAGGAGAAGUACAAAGUGAAAAUCAACCCAUCCUCCAUGUUCGACGUGCACGUGAAGCGGAUUCACGAGUACAAGAGGCAGCUCCUCAACUGUCUGCACGUCAUCACCCUCUACAACCGCAUGAGAAAAGACCCAUCGAAGUCCUUUGUGCCAAGGACAGUGAUGAUUGGAGGAAAGGCAGCUCCCGGCUACCACAUGGCCAAAAUGAUUAUCAAACUGAUCACGUCCGUCGGGGAUGUUAUCAAUAACGAUCCCUAUAUAGGAGAUAGACUCAAAGUCAUCUUCUUGGAGAACUACAGGGUGUCCUUUGCUGAGAAAGUGAUUCCCGCGGCCGAUCUGUCCCAGCAGAUCUCCACGGCCGGCACCGAGGCCUCGGGCACGGGGAACAUGAAGUUCAUGCUGAACGGUGCCCUCACCAUCGGGACCAUGGACGGGGCCAAUGUGGAGAUGGCGGAAGAAGCCGGCGAGGAGAAUCUGUUCAUCUUUGGCAUGCGGGUGGAGGACGUGGAGGCGCUGGACAAGCGAGGGUACAAUGCUAGGGAAUACUACGAGCGCAUUCCAGAGCUGAGACAAGCCAUCGACCAGCUCAGCAGCGGCUUCUUCUCGCCUAAAGACCCUGGCUGCUUCCGGGAUGUCGUCAAUAUGUUGAUGAACCACGACAGAUUUAAAGUGUUUGCUGACUACCAGGCCUACAUGGAGUGUCAAGGCCGUGUUGACCAGUUGUACAGGAAGCCAAGAGAGUGGACUAAGAAGGUCAUCAAGAACAUUGCUUCCUCGGGGAAGUUUUCCAGUGACAGGACGAUCACCGAGUAUGCCAGAGAAAUCUGGGGUGUGGAGCCCUCAGCUGUGAAGAUCCCUCCACCUACCAUCCCCAGGGAAUAAGCUGGGCACAAAAUGUGUGUCUGGUUGAUCCAGGCUUAAGGUGCUUCUGGUUUCCAGCUAGGUUUGCACAGAUGAAUUUACACCAGUUGAAGGUCUGGAAUCUCUAAACUAGGGCAUUCGCCAGGGAGAAGAGGGUGCUUUUAAUGAGAGCAGAGGAGGAGAUGUUGGCCAAAGCCUUGUGUGUGAAAACAAGUAAAACAGAAGGAGCAGGAAACCUGGUUAGAACUGAA
Messenger RNA from Chelonoidis abingdonii (Abingdon island giant tortoise), 2767 nucleotides. RefSeq names its product glycogen phosphorylase B (gene PYGB). Gene Ontology annotation, molecular function: pyridoxal phosphate binding; glycogen phosphorylase activity. Gene Ontology annotation, biological process: glycogen catabolic process. NCBI's taxonomy places the organism in Eukaryota, Metazoa, Chordata, Testudines, Testudinidae. Gene Ontology annotation, cellular component: cytoplasm. The record is from RefSeq and is a predicted model, not a curated record.